This is a messenger RNA of Dendronephthya gigantea, 3718 nucleotides long. Its product is annotated as isoleucine--tRNA ligase, cytoplasmic-like. Gene Ontology annotation, biological process: isoleucyl-tRNA aminoacylation. The coding region runs from base 62 to 3691 and encodes 1209 amino acids. Lineage: Eukaryota; Metazoa; Cnidaria; Anthozoa; Malacalcyonacea; Nephtheidae. Gene Ontology annotation, molecular function: isoleucine-tRNA ligase activity; tRNA binding; ATP binding. The record is from RefSeq and is a predicted model, not a curated record. The transcript has 36 exons.
CCUUCUUGCCCUAACUUUUUGUUUUAAAAGCUGAUGCAAUGGGGUUCCACUGUUAUAGUAAAUGAUUUUACGGAGUUUUUCCAAUUACAAGUCUUCAGUUUUGCAGCUAACUCGAUCGUUAUCAUCAUUGACUAAAAAUCUAAUCGCCACAAAGCAUCUCAGGUCUGACGAUAUGGCAGAACAACAUCACUUUCCGAAAGAAGAGGAGAAGAUUCUCGAAUUGUGGAGUAAAUUAGAUGCUUUUAAAUCUUGUUUAAAACAGUCCGAAGGAAAGCCAAGGUAUACAUUUUAUGAUGGCCCACCAUUUGCAACUGGAUUGCCUCAUUAUGGCCAUAUAUUAGCUGGAACUAUUAAGGAUAUAGUUACUCGUUAUGCACAUCAGUCAGGGUAUCAUGUUGAACGUAGAUUUGGAUGGGAUUGUCAUGGACUUCCAGUGGAAUAUGAAAUUGACAAGAAACUUGGAAUUAAUGGUCCAGACGAUGUUCUUAAAAUGGGAAUUGAUAACUACAAUAAAGAGUGUCGCAGUAUUGUUAUGAGAUACUCUGGUGAAUGGGAGAAAAUUGUUUCAAGAUUGGGAAGGUGGAUUGAUUUUGAAAAUGAUUACAAAACAAUGUACCCCACAUUUAUGGAAUCUGUAUGGUGGGUUUUUAAACAACUUUACGACAAGGGCUUAGUGUAUCGAGGUUUUAAGGUGAUGCCAUAUUCCACAAAAUGCACAACUCCUCUGUCAAAUUUUGAAGCAAAUCAGAAUUAUAAAGACGUUGUUGAUCCAGCUGUUAUUAUAAAUUUUCCUCUUGAUGAUGAUCCUGAGGUCAGCAUGAUAGCUUGGACAACUACGCCAUGGACUUUGCCUAGUAACCUGGCCUUGGUUGUUCAUCCUGAUCUAACCUAUGUUAAAAUUAGAGAUAAUGAAACUAGUAAAGUAUAUAUUAUGAUGGAAGCAAGGAUCACUGCUCUUUUCAAAAAGCCAGAAGAUUUUACAAUUUUAGAAAGAUUUCCAGGCAAAACUCUAAAAGACAAGACUUAUAAACCCAUAUUUAGCUAUUUCGAGAAGUUAAAGAAAGAUGGUGCAUUUCGAGUGCUCUGUGACACGUUUGUCACAGAAGAUAGCGGCACAGGUGUUGUUCAUUCUGCCCCCGGAUUUGGAGAGGACGAUUUCCGAGUCUCGUUAGCGCAUGGUGUAAUCAAGAAAGGUGAUAAAGUACCAUGUCCUGUGGACAAUCAAGGACAGUUUACGGAGGAAGUCACUGAUUUUAAUGGUAUCCAUGUUAAGGAGGCAGAUAAAAAGAUAACAAAAUUAUUGAAAGAAAGAGGAAGAUUAGUCCAUCAAAGCACCAUAACACAUAGUUAUCCUUUUUGUUGGAGGUCAGAUACUCCUCUCAUUUAUAAAGCAGUUCCUGGUUGGUUUGUUAAAGUUGAGUCGUUCGUCGAUAAGUUGCUCGUCAAUAAUAAAAUUUCUUACUGGGUACCUGAAUUCGUUCAAGAAAAACGUUUUCAUAAUUGGUUAGAGAACGCUCAUGACUGGAAUAUCUCACGAAAUCGAUAUUGGGGAACACCGAUACCACUUUGGGUUAGCGAUGAUUAUGAAGAGGUUGUGUGCGUUGGAUCUAUUGAUGAAUUGGAGCAAUUGUCUGGUGUUCGAGCAACUGACCUCCACAGAGAAAAUACUGAUAAGAUAACAAUUCCUUCGAAAACUGGUCGAGGAACUUUAAAGAGAAUUAGCGAAGUUUUUGACUGUUGGUUUGAAAGUGGAAGCAUGCCGUACGCUCAAGAACACUAUCCCUUUGAAAACAAAGAAGGCUUUGAAAAUUGUUUUCCUGCUGAUUUUAUUGCUGAAGGCAUUGAUCAGACCCGAGGCUGGUUUUACACCUUGUUAGUCAUUUCUACGGCUCUUUUUAACAAACCACCUUUCAAGAAUUUGAUCGUGAAUGGCCUUGUUUUGGCAGCAGAUGGUUCAAAAAUGAGCAAACGAAAAAAAAAUUAUCCCGAUCCAAUGGAAGUCAUCAAUAAAUAUGGCUCUGAUGCUCUAAGGUUGUACCUGAUCAACUCACCUGUUGUCAGAGCAGAUACUCUGAAGUUUCAAGAAAAAGGUGUUAAAGAUAUAAUCAAAGAUGUAUUCUUACCGUGGUUGAAUGCUUACAGAUUUCUACUACAAAAUAUUCAACAAUAUGAAAAGGAUAAUGAAGUUAAAUUUAUGUACGAUGAAUCAAAAAUGACUGUUUUAAGUAACAUCAUGGAUAGAUGGAUACUUUCAUUUGUUCAGUCCCUGGUUGUGUUUUUCGAGCGGGAAAUGUCUGCUUAUCACUUGUAUACUGUUGUUCCUCGUUUGGUAACGUUCAUUGAUCAACUCACAAACUGGUAUGUCAGGUCAAAUAGGAAAAGACUCAAGGGUGAAUUUGGUAAAGAAGAUAGUUACAUGGCGAUGCAAACUUUAUUUAAUGUUAUUUAUACAAUGAAUAGAAUGAUGGCGCCAUUUACGCCUUUUCUAACGGAAUACAUGUUUCAACGAAUGAAAGAUUAUAUCCAGUUUGAGAAAUCUGAGGAAUAUACUGAUAGUGUACAUUACCUAAUGAUUCCUAAGCAGAGAAAAGACUUGAUUCAUGAAGAUAUUGAAAAUGCUGUCUCGCAUAUGCAGUCAGUCAUCGAACUUGGCAGAGUUGUGAGAGAUCGAAAGACUUUACCAAUCAAGUAUCCCCUACCAGAGGUAAUUGUUAUACAUCAAGAUAGUCAAUAUUUAGAAGAUGUAAAAUCUUUGGAAAAUUACAUCCUAGAGGAACUGAAUGUUAAGAAACUAACUGUGUCUUCAGAAAGAGACAAAUAUGGAAUACAUCUUAAAGCUGAACCAGAUAAUCAAACUCUUGGAAGAAGGUUAAAGGGAGCUUUUAAGCAGGUCUCGCAAGCUAUUAAAGAAUUAACUGAUAGUCAGUUGAAAGAAUAUAUCAAGAAUGGAAAAAUAGAUAUUUUGGGACAUGUCUUAUCAGGAACUGAUCUCAAGUUGAUAUACACCUUUGAUAAAAACAGCAGCAUGUCAUCGCAAUACGAAGCUCAUUCCGACAAUGAUGUUCUCAUUUUACUUGACGUCACUCCUGAUCAAACCAUGUUGGACGAAGGUGUCGCAAGGGAAGUGGUCAAUCGCAUUCAAAAAUUACGUAAGAAGGCGGGUUUGCAACCAACUGAUGACAUCACAGUGGCGUAUGACGUUGAGACAAUAAAAGACAACGAGAAAGCUUCCUAUUUACAAUCUGUUGUUCAGAAUUACCGAGAUUACAUUGCUGAUGCCACAAAACAACCAAUUUCUUCAUCUGAUUCUUGUCUUAAUCUUUCUUUAAUUAUUCAAGAAGUCAUGGAGUUGAAGGAAUGUCGAUUGAAAUUGUGGAUCUAUCGAGGACACGAAACAUCUGCUAACUCAGGACCAAGUCCAUUUUGUAACUUUGUCAAUGUCAAAUUAGGUUCUGGUGUUAAGCCAGGGACUGGAGUGACAGGGAGCAUGGGAACGAUCCUUUUAGAAAACCCUAAAGGAGAUUAUUUAUUAACUUACGACGAGUUUGUUAAGCAGGUAAAAGUAGUUUUUGGAUUGUACGGAGGGAACGUUCGACUUUCUCAUGACGUUGAAGGCAAAGACGAACUACGAUCAGUAACACCUUCCCAACUAGCUGGAUCAACGGUUUAUGUUUUUACCAAGUCACAAUAAUUAAAGCAUUCAGCAAUAUGUACGAAU